This is a messenger RNA of Phytophthora nicotianae INRA-310, 2653 nucleotides long. RefSeq lists its product as hypothetical. The coding region runs from base 72 to 1748 and encodes 558 amino acids. NCBI's taxonomy places the organism in Eukaryota, Oomycota, Peronosporomycetes, Peronosporales, Peronosporaceae. Gene Ontology annotation, cellular component: nucleus. Gene Ontology annotation, molecular function: RNA binding. The record is from RefSeq and is a predicted model, not a curated record. Gene Ontology annotation, biological process: mRNA processing. The transcript has 2 exons.
CGCAUGGAGCCAAAAGAAUUGCAAUUUAGCGCCCCUCAAGCGACAGGAAGCGAGUGGAUAUUGCGGUGGUGAUGGCGGAUGAAGACAUUGACUCACUGCUGCAGGAAGGCAUCCAGGCUGCUGCCAAGUCAAAGCAGGACGCAGAUGCAGCGAAGAAGGACAGACCGGAGGAAGACUCGCGUCGCUCUUCUAGACGUCGCAGCAGAACGCGCAGCCGCAGUCACUCGCGACGUCGUCAUCGGGACCGCUCGCGCUCCCGAUCCAGGAGUCCACGCCGCUCCCGUCGUUCUCGUCGCUCUCGCUCUCGCUCUCCACGUCGCAGUCGUGGAAGCUCUCGGCGAGAUCGAGGACGCAGUCGGAGUCGCAGCAGAGAGCGUUCAUCCAGAAAGAAGCGCAAGAGCAAGAGUCGAUCCCGCUCGGCUCCGAAGGAGGAGCGGGAGCGCAGCACAUCUGCCGAGCGUGCUGAACGCGCAAAGCAGCGUGAGCUCAUGGAACUAACAAGAGACCACCGCACAGUCUUUGUGGGUCAAUUAAUCCAAAAAGUGCGUGAGAAGGACCUGGAGCGGUUCCUGAAUAAAACUGGCAAGGUGGAGAACGUGUUGCUGAUCCGCGACAAGUUCACCAAUCGCUCCAAGGGCUUUGCGUACGUGGAGCUGUCGAAUUUGGAAGAUGUACCCAAGGUUUUGCUGCUAAAUGGACAGGUGCCGGACUUCCAGGUAUUCCCCAUCAUGAUCAAGGCUUCGGAAGCCGAGAAGAAUUUCGCAGCCAAGAAAGAUUCGGUUAUGAAUGCCACUGUAGCGUCAAGUGGCUCUCUAACUGAUGCGUCAGGUGCAGGACUCGCAGGCGCGAUAGCUGGGGGUGGCAUGUCGGCUUCUGCGUUAUCUGCAGCGAGUCGGAUCUACUGCGGAAACCUCCACACGAACAUCACGGAGGACGAUCUACGUAUUGUAUUCCAGUCAUUUGGAGAGGUUCUGUCAGUGACGAUCAACCGCGACGAGAUGGGUCGCUCUAAGGGCUUUAGCUUUAUCCAGUUCAGUAGUCCACAGGAAGCGAACUUUGCCUUGUCAAAGGGAAACGGCUUGGAACUGGCAGGCAACUACUUGCGACUGGGUCCAGUGAAUGAGAACGCAGUGAGUAACCGAGCAGGCACAGCCAGUAUGGAUAACAGUGCUACAGGUGGACGCUGGAAGCUGGAGGACGAGGAAGGAGCGGGCUUGAGUAUGAACGCUCAGUCGCGCUCAGCGCUGAUGGCGAAACUCGCUGGUAACGACGUGAACUUGUUCCCGUCCAUGAGUGGAGCUGGAGGGUACGCUGCGUCCACUACUGCGUACACGAAUAGUACGGCGGCUACUGCUGCACAGCGAGCGGAGCAGGCUACAGCGUUGAUGUCGUCGACGGAGAUUGAAGGCAGUGAAUCGUUUUGCUUCGUGGUCAAGAAUAUGUUCGAUGUGUAUCAGGAGCAAAAGAGCGGCAACCCGGAAUGGGCCGUGGAGAUCCAGCAGGACGUGGAGGAAGAGUGUGGACAAUACGGUUCUGUACUACACACGUACGUGGAGAAGGAGAAACAAGGAGGUCUCGUGUACGUGCUGUUUGGGACCGUAGAGGCCGCUGUAGCUGCUGCCAAGAAGCUGCAUGGCCGCUGGUUCAACAAGCGACAGAUUAGUGUUAGGUACUUGUCGUCGCAGGAGUACGUCGGCAUGUUCCCCGAAGCCAGAUCCGCUGUGCAGACGGCACGCGCCAGCCAGUAAGACAAGUCUCAACACUCUACCAUUCUACUCACCCCAACCACACGUACAUCACACAGGACUCAAGUAACAGGGACUUUUCUAGGUUGCCAACUCAAGCUACACACAGAUAGGAGUCCGAUCGACCAGGUGAUAAGCCUUAGGACUCUUUAGUGGCUUGAUGGGAGCAGAUACCAUUCUGAUUGCUUGCAUUCUGAUCGUAGGCGAGCCAAAUGUCCUCUUGGGUUUCUUCUCAAUGGUGGAAGAAGACCUUACACCCGUCUAUAUUUUACGUUUAGCACUACUUGCCACUAUCUACUCUUCGGCUUCGGCCUCGGCUGUGUCUUCAGCCUGAGCAUCCGCAUUCCGUCGCUCUAAUAGCUCAGCCGCUAGUGUGCGCUCGACGAUGCGGAUAAGUUCGUCCACUUGGGUCUCUGAGAAUCGCCCAGCGCAGUCUUCGAUGAUCAGAUGGAUGUCCACAAGCUCCGUGGGGAGGUGGUUAAUGAACUGAAGCUUCUCGGCCGACGUGAGCGCCGGCAAAUCUGCCUGCUCCAGCUCCUUGAGGAAGUCUUGGAUGCUACUGGAGCUCAAUGUGGAGCAGUGCGAGUGGCUCUGGGUGAGGAACUUGAGCACCUUGUGGUCCAUCCAGUUGCGCUCAGCGUAUGCCACCAUCGCCGACUUGUGUAGCCGCUGCUCCUUGCGCUCCUGCAUGAGCGAGAGCACCUCGAAGUCGCUCAGCGAGCCCUCAUUAAUCAGCAGCACCUUCAUGGUCUUGUGCAGUGAAUUUGAAGUGAACCAAUCGCUUGGUGGACGAGCUGGAUAGCCAAAAGCCUGCAGUUUUAAUGAUAAAAUAUGUGCACCAUGGCAUAAAACAGUGGAAUUAGUGCUUUCACAUCUUAAAACUACAAGUGUCUAAAUUGCUAUCUCGG